Molecule: messenger RNA, 506 nt
Organism: Corylus avellana
Lineage: Eukaryota; Viridiplantae; Streptophyta; Magnoliopsida; Fagales; Betulaceae
Source: RefSeq, a predicted model, not a curated record
AUAUAUGUCAAAUACCAUAGUAGUUUUGGUUUGUGUUCUGAGUCUAUCCCUGGCUCUUGUUUCCCAUGCCGGAUCCAUGGCUCAAGUCUUCGUUAAGCUCCACAACAAAGUCCGUAAAGAGGUUGGGCAUGGAAUUGGUCCCUUAGAGUGGAACUCAACCCUACAAUCGUACGCCGGUGCCUACGCUCGAUACCAGGAAUCCAGAGGUUGCAAGCAUGCCCACUCCAAUGGGCCCUACGGUGAGAACAUUUUCUGGGGCUUCGGUGAGGGGUGGAUGGAUCCGAAGGCUGCGAUGAUAACUUGGGUUGAUGAGGAGAAGGACUAUUACGAUUACAAGACCAAUACUUGCUUGGAGAACAAGGACUGCUGGCAUUACACCCAAGUGAUAUGGAAGAAUACCAAUCAGCUUGGUUGUGCUCUCGCUAAUUGCCCGGAUUCUUCAGUCUUCAUCACCUGUAACUAUUAUCCUCCAGGGAAUUAUAUAGGAGAAAGACCAUACUGAUCAA